GAUGAUCCCUUACUUCUAAUUGUCGCUCUAUCUACUCACUAGCAUAACUCAAACUUUGUUUUUAUUAAGAUAUUUUAAACACGGUAUAUAUAUUUUUUUCUUUAAUAUAACCAAAUUAACAAAUAUGUGAGUUAGUUUAAGCGAGAAUCGGGUUGUUUGACAACAAGGGAAAUACACCGGCAACACCGAAACCUUCAAGAUGCAACAGCAGUAGACAAUGUCCUUGUGAUCCAAUCAUAAUUAGAUCUGUUUUACCAAAAUGGAACUAUAAAUUAAUUAAGCAACAGAGAACGAAUUGCAUCUGUUUAGUCUCUUAUUCUAUUACUAUAAAUUUGUGUUUUUGCUGGAUUAGUAGGAGAGCGAAAGAUUCAUUAAAAAGACUUGUCAAGUUUUUACCGCCAACUUCCCUUUAAAAGUAAGAUGAUUUAUUAGUUUACUAAUACUCGUCAAGUGAUGUUAUUGAAAUGCCAAUUGUCUACAACGGAUCUCGGUUCAAAACUUCAAGAACAUGGAUAAAACUGUUGCUGAAAACAGAUACCAUCAAAUUGAAUCACCAAUGGAUGCCUCUACUCUUUCUGUCUGGUCAACAUCAUUAGGAUUGCUACCAUCAAUAUUGACACAAUGAAAGAUAUUACAUUUUGCAGAAAAACUAUCAUUAUCGAACCCCUUAUUCUACGGAGGAUGCUUUUCAAGAGUGUGAAACGAUUUACUAUGUUUGAAGGGACUGAGAAAAAAAUUAUAUAAAACAAAGCAAAAACAAAACAACAAAAAAACCAUCCGAUUUCUGAAAACUCUGCUGUAUUGAAGAAGAUUGAUAUAUUUUGAUUGACGUAUUCUGGUUCGAAUUGGCUUUCUUGAAAAUUUAAAUUACACCGAAAGAAAGAAAUAGUUGAGUUAUUUACAAAUUGUUUUGUAAAUUUAAAAAGUAUUAAGUUUUUUCUUCUUUUUGAUCUUUGAUUUUUCAGUUGGAAAAAAUAAAUAUCCUUCUGAACAAGAAAAAAAUCAUGCUAAGCAACAAAAAAAAUAUUUAUAUUCUUACAAAGAAGCAAAACUGAAGGAAGCAAAAGCAAUCAUUAUAGGGAAUAUUCUUAUUUGAUAUUCAGAAAAAUUCAUUUGUUUUGAAAAGUUAAAAAAAAAAAUUUGGAAAAGAAAUAUUUCUUUUUAAAUUGGGAAAAAUGGAACUAAUUAAUUUAUCUGGUUUUAUUUGAUUUAUCUCAAAGUUUAAACACUCCCAUGUGCACUCAAACACACAUACACAUAUAUUUAUUGUUGGCCUGAGAUUAAUCUCUGUUACUAUGCACAGUUUCACAUUUAGUAACAGAAAGUAAUCGGCUCUACAAUAAAUAUUUAUGUUCUACUUUUGUAUCGAGUACUUUUUCUAAAUUCAAACAAAUAUACACACAUAUACAUAUUUUUAAAAGAUAGUGAUAAAACCUCAGAUACAUACACACGCAUACAUUAAAAGGUUUGAUUGAUUGACAGAAUGGGAGAGAUUAAUGGUUAUAUUAAUGUAAGAGUGAGAUAGACCAACAGACAAAUAGACUGACAUAUAUAUAUUCAGAGAAAAACUGGAAGAAAUUUUCUUGUUUUGGAAUUUUUUCCAAUUUGAUUUUAGAAACUUUAUUAUAAAUGUUAUGAAACUGAACUUUUAUUUCUAACUAAAUAUUACAAUCUUUGUAAAAAUUGUCAUGGAAAGUCAUCUUGGACAUAGUGGAGGGAAAAGCAUGCGUCAAAAGCAGUUCCUUCCCUGCAGCAAUGCUGGACCUGCCCCACCCAUACAUAAAAUGCCCCACAUGCACUCAGAAAAAGUAUACCAUGGAAACAUGUGUAACCCAAAAUCCUAUCCACCAAACUGCAGUUCCAUGCAUAUGCACAAUCGGUUACAUAGUGCUACUGCUGUCAGUAAACCUUACUGGGACAUUUAUGGCAAGCCUCUCUCAUUGGGAAAAGCCUUGCCACAAUCAUCAAUACCUCCCCCGAUGCCAACAAUGGCGCCACCAAUCCCCCCUUUACCUCUACCAUCUCCAAGUUCCUCUUCCUCUUCAUCCUCAUCUUCACCACUGAUAAAUCAACCAAAAGGUACUGCUUCAUCCUCGCCCUCCCCCCAUCACACUUCUCGCAAUCUCAGCAAGCCUUUCCAUUGUGACGCCUGCCCAUCAAUGUCACCUCAUCAGGCACACAUAAACCAGUACCAGCAUCUUGACAAGGCUCCCAACUUUCACUGCGAUAUCUGUCCACCUCCGCAUAUGCCACCUCUUCUGCCGUCCUCUCCAUCAACACCUUCACCUUCAAAUUCAACAUCCCACCACCAGCAUUGCGAUAUAUGUCCCCCUUCAUCAACUUGCUCCUCCCAGCCCAUGUCAUCACCACCCAUUGUUCAUCAUCCUCAUCACCAAAGUCAUCCACAACAAUCAUUACAGCCUCCACCACCACCGUCACCUAUUUCAACAGUAACCACACCACAUCAACAAUCACAGCAACAGCAACAACAACAGCAGCAGCAGCAGCAUCAACAACAGCAGCAACAACAACAACAGCAACUAUCCAACCAACAUGUUCAUCAAGAGAAACCAUAUCACUGUGAUGUUUGCCCACAUCAAUUUGCCCGUCGAGAUGCAUUGCAGUGUCAUAAACGGACUCAUACAGGUGAGAAGCCUUUCCGUUGCGAUAUCUGUAAUGGGCAGUUUGCUCGUCGAGACACCCUGCAAUGUCACAAACGAACCCACACUGGUGAAAAGCCAUUUCAAUGUGAAGUCUGCCCUAAAAAAUUUGCCCGGCGGGACAAACUUCAAUGUCACAAACGGACUCAUUCGGGUGAAAAACCGUAUCACUGUGAUCUUUGCAGUGGUCAGUUUGCUAGACGAGAUACACUGUUGUGUCACAAACGAACUCACACCGGACUGAAACCUUUUGCCUGUGACCUCUGCCCGAAAAAAUUUGCUAGAUCGGAUCAGUUAACUUGCCACAAGCGUACUCAUUCAGGCAUAAAACCAUUCCAAUGCAAUCUUUGUCAGAGGCAGUUUGCCCAGCGGGAUAAACUUGUUUGUCACAAGCGAACACACUCUGGUGAGAGGCCAUAUGAGUGUGAUGUCUGUGGCCGCCGGUUUGCCCGCCGGGAUACCCUGCAAUGUCACAAGCGAACCCACACUGGCGACAAACCCUAUCAGUGUGAUCUGUGCAUCCAAAGAUUUGCUCGACGCGAUACGUUGCAAUGUCAUCGAAGGACCCACUCGGGAGAGAAACCAUUCAGCUGUGAGUUUUGCGGGAAGCUGUUCGCUCGCACUGACAAACUGCAGCGACAUAGGCGCACACAUGCUAGGCAACACAGCCACCAUCAACACCAGCAUUCUCAUUCGGCAGUUGCUGCAUCUACAGUUCUACCAGCUGGCAGCUCUGGUCUAACAUCGCCAGUGGCUGUUCUCCCUCCACCUCCUGGGCCAUUUGUAGUUGAGAGUAACAAUAGUUUUGCUCGACCUGGAACCACACCUCCUGCCUGUAAAAACAUCAAAGAUUACCCACCAGUUUCUGUGACGAACCACCUGUGGCAAGCAAUUUAUGUACCAUCCUACUACACCUGGAACAAGAGGACAUGGACACGAAGAAAAACAGGUCAAGAUGUUGAUGGACAGCCUGGCAUAAAGUUUGACAAUUGCCUGAGGAGAGUUUACACAGUGGAUCCCAGCCAACAUGAGAGUUUCUAUUUCCGUCUGCUACUGCAUGAGGCCAGAGGACCAACGUGUUUCCAAGACCUAAAAACUCUUGAUGGACAAGUUUGUGCUAUAUAUCGAGAAGCCUGCUUUAAACAUGGACCGCUAGAAGAUGGUUCAUUGUGGGAUGAAAUUUUGGCAGAGGCUGCUGUAUCACAGUCACCUAGAAGUCUCAGGGCAAUGUUUGCAACAGAUACAUCGGAAAACUGUUUUUUCUUUAUUCGUGAGAAUGGUGUCUUCAAAGAUUUAGGCAUUUGGUCUAAAUCUUAUGAAAUAUUGACUCGAAAGAAGAGAAGUUCAAACAUACAACCAGAUUCUAGUUUAGCUAUGUACAGACCUGAAGAUAAAGCACCACAUGCUUGUGACAUAUGUGGCAAAACAUUUGAUAGGUAUGCUCAGCUGAAACGCCAUAAGAAGAACAACCAUCCAGAGAUGUCUCCAGCCGUUCCAGAUAAGAUAUUUCACUGCACCCAGUGUGACAAAAGUUUCUCACAACGAACCAAUUUAAAAACCCAUGAACGUACACACACAGGAGAGAAACCGUUCCACUGCAAUGUCUGCCAGGCAUCUUUCACACAGAGAACCAACCUAAAGAAUCAUGAACGCGUUCACAGUGGUGAGAAACCUUUUGUGUGUGAAGUCUGUGAAAAAGCUUUCUCACAGCGGACCAAUCUGAAGAACCAUGAAAAUAUUCAUACUGGAUUUAAACCAUUUGUUUGCAAUGUCUGUUCAAAAUCUUUUUCCCAGCGCACAAACCUCAAAAUUCAUCAACGUACACACAGCGGCGAAAAGCCAUUCAUUUGUAUGAUUUGCAACAAAGCUUUUUCGCAGAAAGGAAAUUUAAAGAGCCACAUCAAAACUCAUUCUAACCGUGCUACCCUCUUCUGCAGAAUUUGUCGAAAAGUGUUCCAUCGCAAAGCAUUGCUGAAGUGUCAUGAGAAGACACAUCAAACUGAAAGAAUGCAAUUAGAUGCAUGCAGCAACAGCGGCGACAGCAGUGGCUCCCAAUCAGAAGAAAAUUCUUAUUAUGACAGUGAGCAGCAAUAACUACAAAUUCAAAACACAAUCAAUUUUUUUUUAUUUGCCCAUUUUCAUUGACAGCCAUAUUUGUUCACAUUUAAAAACAUUUUGCAAACAUCACUGAUUGCCUUAUCUAGAUAAGCAACAUUUCUUCUUAGACAAUCUAAUUGGCUGUUUUCUUUUCUUUAAAUGAACUACUUUUAUUUUUUUUCAAUAUCUCUCUUCAGUAAAAUAAAUAUUUGGUAGUGCAAAAUCAGCAAACAAGAUAAUAACAGCUAAUGUUUCUUGUCAAACUCUUUGAAAAAUUCUUUCACAAAACACUUUGUAAAAGGAAACAAAUUUAAAUAUCUGAGAUGUUUAAUAUAUUUAAGAUAUCAAUAUUAACUUAUACAUGUGUGUAUAUGUUAAUAAAAUUUAAAAUAUAGAACUAACUUAUUUAUGCAUGCAAAUAUGUGUGUAUAUACUGUCUAUUGUUUGCUCUUUGCAAAAGCAAAUGAAAGGAAGGUAUCGAUUUUAUCGGAUAUCAGGAAUUCGGUUAUAUAUAUAUUUUUUCCAUAAUGACUGUUUGAUAGCUAAACCAAAGUUCUAAACUAUUACUCUUAUAUUUUAAAAUCUUAUUUUAAACACAAUGUUGUCUUAAAUUAUAACAAAAACAAGAUUCAUAUUUAUAUUUGCUGGUGACUUUGAGCAUUAAUCUGUUUUUUAGCAAGUAAUGUGAAAUUGUUACUUUAACUUAAAUUUCUUCUUGAGUUAACUUUACAUUAAAGUAAACAUGCUUAAGACCAGUUAAAUUUCAAACAGUUAUUCCUUCAAUUUCUGAGCAAAGAGCUUUUAUAUAUAUAUAUAUGUAUAUAUUUAUAUUUAUAUAUAUAUAAUGUGUGUGUGUAUGUAAUUUAUUUUAUUUUAUUUUUUAUUUUUACUGAAUAGUUUUUGAAGAAAUUAGAGUAUAUCGACUAACCAAACUAUUUAACUAUUUAUUUUAAUUUCCUGUAACUUCAUUGUCCAUAGCAACAGCAUUUUUAUAUAUAUUUUUUUUCCUCAAUUAGAAAUGAACAUUUGAGAUUUUCACAGUGAUUACAUUUUUUGUGUUUUGCUAUAGUUUUUGCUAUUAUUGUUUUAAAGGAGAAUAUACUAACAAGAUGGA
Octopus sinensis (East Asian common octopus) is the source of this 5871-nucleotide messenger RNA. Its product is annotated as zinc finger protein 658B. The coding region runs from base 1689 to 4754 and encodes 1021 amino acids. The record is from RefSeq and is a predicted model, not a curated record. NCBI's taxonomy places the organism in Eukaryota, Metazoa, Mollusca, Cephalopoda, Octopoda, Octopodidae. The transcript is spliced from 8 exons.